AUGGACGAGAGCCUACUGGAAUUCGCGAUGUUGCAAGAAGUGCCACAGCUUGGGGGGCCUCGGCCCCCCCCAUUUCUACAGCCUGCAGCCAAACGAGCUCGCGCUGUCGACAAACCCACCAAGAAAGAGAUCCCUGACUUGCCCACGCCACACAUCUUCGCCAAGCAGUACGACACACAUACACUCGUACAAGCCUGGCAUGACUGCGAGUGGAGGUCCACGGCCGUUGUCAUGAAGAAUGUCACGGAAACAGGGAGGAGGAACAAGCUUAUCAGCUAUGGGGGGACCGUUAGCAUGACAUGGGCGAAAUGGAAACAUGGAGACUUGGGAGAACUGGGUGUGGUUUCGGUCCAUCUCCCACACUGGACGGACCAACGCCAGGCAGACAAGCUCAUCUCUCUCUGGGAUGAAUCUAUGACCCGGGGCAAUUUGCACCAGCUUCACCGACUCGUACUUGGAGGAGAUCUUAAUGAGACCCUGACCAUGGGCGAGGGGCCCACCUUCUACAGCCACACAGCCAGGGGGGAACUGCUUUGCACGUGGCUAGCAAAGUGGAACCUCUAUCCGCUGGAAGAUGACUGGAACGUUCCGACACAUUUCCCCUACAGUGACAUGGCGCCUCGCCGGCUGGACUACAUCUUCGGAGCAUGGCGGGGAGAAUGGCAAGGGGGGCCCGUCAGUGAAAGCCGCCACAGAGUACGCUCAGACCAUGACGCCGUGGAGGUGACCGUCACGUACAGGGCCAGAACCACGACAUCGACACCCACCACGGCGCGACAGAGGACACGCAUUCACCAGAAAGACGCGGACGACAUCCUCGACCAGCACCCCCCGCCGCAGCCGGAACAGGGCGCGCUGGUGAAAGCGGUAGCGGAAAUCGCCACGCUGAUCACGCAGCCCGUGACUAAGUUCCCGGGCUUCACCGAAAGCGACCACCUCAAGAAGUUGCGCGCAGCGGCCAAGAGGCAGAGAGGAGAUGGAGCCCGGACGCUGUGGAAGGAGGCCAAACUGCGGCAUGUCAUGAACAGAAAGGACGCAGCAGCACACGCAGACACACCCGCAGCGGCCCAAGUCGAGCAGAACGAGGGACCCCGCACAGAGAAGGAGAGGCAGGACAGAGGAGAGCCCGCCCAAGAACAGACAAGAACACAGCAGGUCGAGGACGCGCACGCGCAGCAGCAGUCGCCGGCAGAAGCAGUGGAGGCAGCGGAAGAAGCAGAGCAACAGCCCGAGCAAGAGGAGGAGGACCCCGACGACAUCAUCGACAACUUCCUGGACCACAUCGACCUGAUGCAGAGGGACCAUCGACCGCCGCAGCAGCAGCAAGGGGCAACCGAAGACCAGGAGAUGGACCAACUCCGAGAGGACGAACAAGAGGAGACCCGAAGAAGAGAGAUGCUGGAGGAGGAGAUUCGCAGAUGGGAGCUCGAAGAAGAGGAGGAGCAGAGGCUAGCAGAGAUACAGUACGACGAGUACCUGGAGGGGAGACACGAGGAGACCGCCGAGCAGGCGAGGACCCAACACGCUGCCGACCUCCUCCCAAACGGAACAAUACCAACGGACGAGGACCCUGACAGCGAGCCGGGGCGAGGGUGCCACCCGGCAGACGUCAUUGCCCACCACGCAGGGGACCCAGAAGAAAGGCCGCAGGGAGGAGACCUCUACGACUUCGUCCACCUCGCCCUGACCAGAUGGAGGCGACUUUCGGACACCGCGUCAACCGCGGUGGCCCUGGAUACAGAUGGCAUCCGAGAACUAGCAAAUACGAUCCACGCCUGGCGGGGACCCCACCUGGUGGACAACGACUCCAACACGACUGAAGCAGCCACCUCACACGAGCACCUCCUCAACCUGGUGGGCCAGAUCCUGUCGCGCAAGACCGAGCACGAGGACCAGGUGACGGUGCUAACCCAGGACACGCUCGAGACGCUGGAAACAAUCUUGGAGGCCUACCACCAGAAAAGAAAAUGGGGGACCACCUUCCGCAAGCAGAACAACGCGAGGAGCACCAGGAGGACUGGCCCUCCUCGUGACAAAGCCAACCGAGCAAGCGCCUCUACGGACCCCUACCACCACGAGCACCUCGACUACAAGACCUGGACGACGAGAACGCGAACCAUCUACCCAGAAGGGACCGCGACCGAACCACCGACGCGGACACCUGCCGUGGACAAGGGGCCCAACGUCGUCACGGUCGUCAGUGCUAUAGUGGAGAACGAGCCAGAGGAAGAAGAAGAAGGAGACCCUCGACUGCGCGACCAAGAAGCCAGCGAAGAACGAGAAAGGAGCGAAGCAGAAAGUAGUGGGUCGAGCCGACCAACGGACCGAUGGGAAGCCACACCUUCGCCAACAAGAACAGCGGGGACGAGAAGCUGGUCGAUUUGGGGACCACCACCACAGAGCCGACAGCCACUGCAGCCUGUGCAAGAACAAGAACGAGAAGAUGGAGAAGAAGACGAGGAACAAGAAGCACAUGAGAGUGCAGGACAGCAGAGCGCAGAGAGAAGGAGGCCAAACCACACCGAGAACGAGCAGCACCACGUCGAGCCUCCCCACAGCACGAAAGCGGACGCCGGGGAGGAGGAGUACGACCAGCACCACGACGAGCCCGCCGACAGCCCGACCGACGAGCCCGAGGAGGAGUACGACCAGCGCCACGACGAGCCCGCCGACAGCCCGACCGACGAGCCCGAGGAGGACCUGGAGAGCAGCCGCAGAGAAACAAGAAAGCAGAGGAGCACCCGGCACAAGCCGGAGACCACGACGACCCCCGACGACAGAGAGGAGGAGAAAGUGGCAGGGGAAAAACCAAGAAGGGGGCCACACUACAACGACCACGAGCAGCACCACGACGAGCUCACCGACAGCACGAAAGCCGACGCCGAGAAGGAGCACGACCACGAGAAGCUUGCCUACGACCAGACCGACGGGGACCAGCACGGACCGGGGACAGCGACGAACCGAGACAACAGAGAAGGGGGCAACACGGACCAGGAGGAGCGACUGGGUGCAACGAGAAGGGGACCACACUACAGCGAGCACGAGCAGCACCACGACGCACUCGCCGACAGCACGGAAGCCGACGUCGAGGAGGAGCACGACCACGAGGAGCUCGCCCACGACCAGACCGACGGGGACCAGCACGAACCGGAGACAGCGACGAACCUCGACGACACGGUCGGGGGCAACGCAGACCAGGAGGAGCCGCAGCGACGAGGGCAAAAGAGGAAGCCACCACAACGGAGACGAGGGGACCACCAGCUGAGGGAGGAGGAGAGCAAGCCACACCUGCCGGACAACCACAAGACGGAGACCACGAUGGCCAACGGGGAGAAGAACCACAAGAGGGUAGGCGACACCUACUUCAGCGGCAAGCUCACCGCCCGCAUGGCCGGGUUGCUCGGAGCGUUCCUAUCAGCAGGGCCACAGGGCUUAAGGCUGGUUUCAAUUGCCCUGGAGAUGGGGAAGUCGGAUGAGGCCGCUUCGGGCGUCCCGAUGCUGGACGACCUACAGACAACCCUGGAGGCGUGGCUGAAAAAGAGCCGGGCGCCCGAGAGAGGCGGCAGCACGCCCUUCAUCUACGAUCGCUCCUGGGGAGGCCUGGUUUCCUGCGGCUGCACCUACGACGACUGCUGGAACAGCUGUGCUCCCCGCUGCACCAACAACGCCUCAAACCCUUCGACCUGUCCGGCGCUGCACAAUGUAGGCUACAACUUUGGGAACGGCUAUUACAACGACCACCACUUCCACUAUGGAUACUGGAUAUACUGCACAGUUCUGGCAAAGUUCCGUCCCGAGUGGGAGAAGAAGUGGAGGGAACCUGUGAUGGCCCUCAUCAGGGACUAUGCGAACCCAUCCUCUGCGGAUAAGAUGUUCCCCGUCGUUCGGCACAAGGACGUUUCGUGGGGGCUGCCACUGCGCGACCUGCUGGAGUGCCAACAACAGCCAGGGCAACAGUUGCCUGUAGAAAGUUGCUGUUCCGCAAAGGAAAGACCAUUGCAAAUCACGCCUGGAUCAGAAGCGCACACCCUGAGAAUCGUCGACAAAAGCAGAGAUUCCAGCUAG
This is a messenger RNA of Symbiodinium natans, 4065 nucleotides long. The record is from the annotation of a GenBank genome assembly. NCBI's taxonomy places the organism in Eukaryota, Dinophyceae, Suessiales, Symbiodiniaceae.